This is a messenger RNA of Oncorhynchus kisutch (coho salmon), 11235 nucleotides long. Its product is annotated as histone-lysine N-methyltransferase 2B. Bases 80 to 9085 code for a protein of 3001 amino acids. Gene Ontology annotation, cellular component: nucleus; histone methyltransferase complex. The record is from RefSeq and is a predicted model, not a curated record. NCBI's taxonomy places the organism in Eukaryota, Metazoa, Chordata, Actinopteri, Salmoniformes, Salmonidae. Gene Ontology annotation, biological process: positive regulation of DNA-templated transcription. The transcript has 37 exons. Gene Ontology annotation, molecular function: histone H3K4 methyltransferase activity; protein binding; DNA binding.
UUACCACAAAUCAACAGCGUACCACCGUCGUCGUUGUUGUUGUUGUAGUAGCAGCAGCAACAGCAGCAGCAAGUGAAUAAUGGCGGAAUCGGGGGGGGGAUUAACAUAUCCUGCUAAUGUAACUGGCUUUAACACUCCGGUCGUGGCCCGGUCUCGUUUCCCGGGCCGGCCAUGGACAUCUCGUAUUCGGCUACGGUCUGAGAAACGUCCGCAGCGGGGACGAUUGGACUCGGAAGGUGGAGAGAUAAUCACUGGAGGCCCGAGGCCAAUCAACAUUGGACUAACGUUGUGCGAGGACCCGUCACUGCUACGCUUACUCGGGAUUGCCGAGAAACAUAGGCGCCAGAGCGAGGCGGGUUUCUACUCAAGCGGGAGUGAGGAUGAGGAUUUCUCUGGGUUUGGGACGGAAUACCGGCCUACACUCUCAGCACGCAAUAUCUCUAAAAGCAGUCCUUUCCAAUCAUCAUUAUUAAAGCCAAAAAAGCCUCCCCUAGCUCCAGAACUUACAGCAAAGCUUAAGAAAAGUGGAGGCAAGGUCUCUGAAGAAGAAGUUGGAGAGGGUCAGGAAGAAAAUGCUGUGAAACCCAAAAUAAUUGCCAAACUGGCAGCCCAAAAGAAAUCCAUCAGUUCGGGGGUUAAGUCUACAGGAAAGCAGGCUACUGGGACAAAGGCCUCAAAAAGCAAGGGCAGUGAGAAAUCCGAUGGCUCUGACUGGAAAAGGGGAAGGAAAGCGGUGGAAUCGUCUUCAACAGCCAGAAAGAGGAACAGGCAAGAACAAACAACUAAGGUAAGCAGGGGAGGCUCAGGGUCCAGCAUAGUCCGACCCCAAACCAGCAGAAACAAGCAGGGUAAACUGGUGUGGACCCUGACAGUGGUCAAGGGCAAAGGGAAGACUUCCAAGGUCAAAGAGGCUGGGGAGGUAACAGCAGACGAUAGUGAAACAGACAUAGUUAAGCCACAGAGGUCUGGGAAGAGAAGAAAAGGAUCUCAGCAAGGGGACAAGGUUGAAGCUCAGUCUAGAAAUGGACAGAAGACCACGAAUCCCCACACCGCCUCUCAAGGAGUAGCACUGUCUCCUAAACCUGUGAAUAAACAGCAGAGGGAUAGAGUGUCCAGGGGAACUGGGGAUUCCCCUGAGGUUGGUGCUGAGCUGUGUCAGGAUCCAGCAAUACCCCCGGAAAGAAAGAAACCAGCACCAUAUAAGCGUAAGUCCAUAUUUGGCUUCAGGAGGAAGCCCAGUAAUGUGCAGAAACUUCGUCCGCCAGAUUCUGUCGUGAAAUGCUUUCGUCGUAAGGUUGUCUUCGACACCUACGUACCAGAGUCGCUUCCAACCCCAGUGAAGCAGGAGGCGCAGUGGGAGAGAACCGGGACAGAGGGCAAGCCUCUCCUGUCCCCUGGAGAGAUCCAACAAGGAGGCAGCAGUACCAUCUCCUUGCCUGUGGUGAGCGCCAGGUCUUCACGUGUCAUUAAGGCACCCAAGAGGUUCCUCCAUGACGAGAUCAUAUCCUUGCCUAGGGGAUCCCUGAAAAAAAAGUGCCAAUACAAGGUGGAGGAGGAUGCCAUGAGCCUAUCCUUUUAUGAUUCAGACAAUGAUGACAUUGACAACUUGUCUCAAAUUCCAGGUCAAAAUGAGUUCAAACCUGAAGUGGACGGCUCAACCGGUAAAAAAACACUUAAGACCAGCCUUUCCUCAAGCCCAGGCUCAUCCCAUCUCGAGGUCUACGAGAGACUCAAGAAGCUGACCCUCAGCCUGGCCCAGAAGAAGAAGAAAGGCCUUAGUGCUGCUGAUGGUGAAACCACAGAAGAAGUCCAGGAGUACCUAUGUUUGACCUCGCCGGUUAGGAAGAGGGGGAGGUCCAAGCUGAAGAUGGAGGACCUUAACUCCCCUGGGGUUGUGCGGAAACUGGCGGUGCUAGUCAGUAACGAUGCUGCUGCAUCUCAAGCUGCUUCAUCUGAGACUCUGGAGGAGGCAGCAAAUGACAGAGAAAAUGUCCAAGGGUCGGAGGCUGCUGCUGACAAGGAUUACGAAGGAGAAAGCCAGGCUGAUGGGAGGGUGGUGGAACAGGGGGGCACCAGCCAUCGGAGCAACCUCACCAGCAUCAACAAGAGGAUGUUCCAUCUGCUGAAGAGGGCCAAGGUCCAACUCCUUAAGAUCGGCCAGCUGAAGAGAGCCAGGCUGCAGCUUGUAAAGAUCGACCAAGAAAAACCAAUGAAGUCAUCACAGCCCCUGUCUGGAUCGGUUAAGCUUGGUCCCAGAGAUUUAGGAGGGAGGAGGAAGAGGAGGCGAGGCUCUGCUCAGGACCAACUCCCUGGCGGCCCACGCAUCAAGCACGUCUGUCGGGCAGCAGCGGUGGCGUUGGGGCAACCCCGUGCCAUGGUGCCUGACGAUAUCCCCAGGCUUAGCGCUCUGCCCCUUCAUGAGCGAGAGGGCAUCAUCACUUCACCAGCUGUAGAAGACAUUGCGGAUGACCCCUCUGACUGCACGGUCAAGCACAAGAUGACAAGACCGAAGCAAAAGUACAGCAAGCAGCGGAAGUUCAAGAGGAACUAUAGCGAGGUUGGUCCUGGGGGCCGCGCCACCCGCUGUGGGACCUGCCAGGGCUGCCUGCAUGAGCGUGACUGCAGCACCUGCUUCAACUGCCUGGACAAGCCCAAGUUUGGAGGGCCCAACACCAGACGCCAGUGCUGUGUGUUAAAACGAUGUGUUCGGAUUGAGGCAAGGAAAGUAAAGCGCGGCAUCAAGCCAUUCACAGUCCUUUCGAGGCGGCGGCGCCAGACGUCAGCUAAUGGCCUUCAGUCCAACAAUGAUUUGGCGUCGUGGGGAGAUGCAGAGGAGAUUUCGGCCCCUGCAACCCUUGGAGACUGCCUGAGGCCUUCCACCAGGAAGCAGCCGAGGCGGAACGUGACGCCACGCUCCUACAGCAACCUGCUGAAGUCUGACUCGGACGAGGACACAGGCGGAGAAGGCGUGGUAAAGAAUCCUUACGCUCCCAGCAGCCAAGAUGCUGCACCCUCUGGCCUCCUAGCUCCUGAGGAUGGCCCAGUGCCCAGUGAAUUUGUAAGGCACCGCAGACCUGGGACACCCAAAGGACUGCUGGGCCGAUGCAGAGCCGACAAGAAUGCUGUGGAAAACACGUCAACAAACAUCCUCACUGCGCUCACCAACAGACUCCCCCAAAAGGGCCACUUGAAGACCGGGACGCACAGGAUCCGCGUGGACUUUAAGGAGGACUGUGCCAUCCAGAACGUGUGGUUGAUGGGCGGUCUGAGUAUUCUCACCUCCGUCCCCGUCACCCCUCAGCCUGUCUGUCUGCUCUGUGCCAGCAAAGGACACCAUGAGAUGAUCUACUGCCAGGUGUGCUGCGAACCCUUCCACAGCUUCUGCCUCUGGCCCGAAGAGCGCCCCCAGGAGAAGAACAAGGAGAACUGGUGCUGCCGCCGCUGCAAGUUCUGCCACGUGUGUGGCCGUAAGAGCAAGAACAACAAGCCUGUGUUGCAGUGCAGGAGGUGUCAGAACUGCUACCACCCCUCCUGUCUGGGACCCACCUACCCAAAGCCCAUCAACUGUAAGAUGCCCUGGGUGUGUAUGACGUGUAUCCGGUGUAAGAGCUGUGGCGUGACCCCAGGGAAGACCUGGGACAUGGCCUGGAACCACGAGCAGGACCUCUGUCCCGACUGCAGCACCCUCCACAGCAAAGGGAACUUCUGCACCAUAUGCUCCAAGUGUUACGAGGAGAACGACCACAACAGCCAGAUGAUGGAGUGCUCCAUGUGUAGCCACUGGGUGCAUUCUAAAUGUGAAGGACUCUCUGAUGACCUGUAUGAGAUCAUGUCUAGCCUGCCAGAGAGCGUAGUAUAUUCCUGUACACGCUGCAGCCAAUCACAGCCCAUAUUCUGGAAGGAGGCGCUGAAGGAAAGGCUGAGGGCGGGGCUAGCGAAUGUGCUGAACAACCUCCUCUCUGACUCCUCCGCCCAGCACCUGAUAACCUGCAGAGAGUGUGAGGAAUCCACGGAACUAAAUGCUUUCAGGGACCAACAGCAGCCCAUCUGCGACCUACAUGCCGUGGGUCAAAAAUGUACAGGCGGCCAGUACACUUCACUGAAAUCAUUCCAUGAGGAUGUUGUCAUGGUGAUGAGGAAGGGGCUAAAGGAGGAGGAGUCUCUCCCUGAGGACCUGAGGCCCACCUGUUUGGCCAGGUCUCACUACCUGAAGUUGCUGGAGGAGACUUUCAGUUGGUUUCAUAGCCAGGAUCAGAAAAUGUGGGACCCAAUCUCCAAAGAUUUCCCAAGUGGUAUGCUCCCUGAGGCAGUUCUUCCACCCUCUAAGGAGCACAGCUAUGCACAGUGGCUGGAGAGGACAUACCAAGUUACCAGGGUCUCAGGGUGCCUCCAGCAGGGGAACAGCAUCCCUUCCCUGUACUCAGUCACCACCCAUCAGUCCCGGGCUCUGGAGAGCCUCACACUCAAAUCCCAAGGUACACAUUGUGCUCUAACCGGGGCUCUAGAACUCGACUGGACCAAAGAUGAGAGGCAGUGUGCACUCUGCCAACAAUGUGGAGAUGCCACACCCAACGACGCAGGCAGGCUGCUGUACCUGGGGCAGAACGAGUGGGCCCACGUCAACUGCUGCCUGUGGUCCGCUGAAGUGUACGAAGACAACGGAGCUCUACUCCAAGUACACAGUGCUGUCUCCAGGGGGCGCCACAUGCGCUGUGAGCGUUGUGGCCAGGCGGGGGCGACUGUUGGCUGCUGUCUCUCAUCCUGUCAAAGUAACUACCACUUCAUGUGCGCCCGCACCCGCAACUGUGUCUUCCAGGAGGACAGGAAGGUCUUCUGCUCCAGGCACCGCGACCUCGUCAGUGAGAAGAUGGUGUCUGGGAAUGGGUUUGAAGUUCUCCGGCGGGUCUACGUGGACUUCGAAGGGAUCAGCCUCCGUAGGAAGUUUCUGACUGGCCUGGAGCCAGAGUCUAUAAAUAUGACCAUUGGUUCACUUCAGAUCAACAGGCUGGGUGUGCUGACAGAACAAUCAGCAAAUGGUGCAGGGUUGUAUCCUGUGGGCUACCAGUGCUCUCGGCUGUACUGGAGCACAGUGGACCCUCGGCGGCGCUGUAAGUACACCUGUAAUGUGACAGAGGUGUACUCUCCACUCCCAGAGAAGCCAGGGGAACAACAUUGGUGGGAGCAGGAGGAGAACCGAACCAUAGCCCACAGCUUCUACAAAGAAAUGGAAAUUCCAGAGGCUGUGAUGAGUCCUCUGCCCAUUCAAGUAUCUCUCAGCACCACCUCAUCCCCCCUGAAACAGGAGCCUGAGGCCAAAACCCCUAGUUACUCACAAACCAGAAGACCAGCAGGAGGAACAUCUCGACCUCUUCCCUCUCCAGGGAGUGCGAUGACCAAAUCCCACCACAUCCUGACUCUCAGGGAUCUGGGCGAUACCUGCCAGCUGCGUUGCCUGUCUCGGGGCCGCCAAUCCGGGGACUCCUCUUCCCCAACCGAUGGCCCCGCUGGACCAAUGAUGCUCCGUUCAGGGGGCACCCUCCACCCCAGGUCCCUACCCUUCAGCUCCCCUCCCAGAAUCAGCGAAAACCUCCUGAAUUCCCCUCGGAGAGUACAACCUCGCACUGGCUCCUCCAGCUGGCGCUCCCCUCUCUUGUCCCCUUCCAGUGUUACCUCCCCUCUCUCUCUGCGGCCUGUCGCCAUCGGCAGUCCACCCUCCAACCUCCCUCUGGCCCUCGGCCACUCCUCCAGGAUCAGGCAGUCAUUCAAAAUCACAACUCCAGUGUCCACUGAGGUGCCACAAGACUUCUUAGCAUCAUCCGAGCCAGGAGUGGUGGUGCCCUCAAACGGAAUCACAUUGACAGUAAAUAAUAUGGAGGAAGACACAGACGUCAGACCCCUGAUGUCGGAUCAGGACUUGCCCUUCGCGCCCUUCGACGUGGCGGACGCAGACGUGGCAGUGGCCUCUGUGCUAAACGCCAAGCUGGAGUUUGACGAGACCUUGCUGAAUGAGACUGUGGCGCUUCACUGUGGAGUUUCCCAGACAGCUGUAGGCGAUGUGGAGGAGGCAUUAGAGGCGGAGCUGUUAGAGGAGACCCAGAGCCAGACUCGUGGUGGGGACAACAUGGAUGCCAACAUAGCUCCAGUAUUCACCAAAGCAAUGGCCACUAAAGAGGUCCUGGAGAACGGUUCCUCAGACGAAGACAUGGAUCACUACUUAAAGUUAUCUCGUAUGUUGGUGGUGUGCAAAGUCUCAAAGGACUCAGGGCAGGCAAGUCUCCCUCUCCUCUCACCAGCUCCUACGUCUCAGUCCAUCUCCCAGCUUGACGGAGCGGAUAACUGCUCUGAGAGUGAUUCAAGCGAUUCUACCUGCGAUGAGGAAGAAACUCAGGAAGAGGGGAAGAGUGGGGAAGAUCAGGGGGCUGACAGUCAAGCCUUGUUUGAAACCUGUGACCCAAAUAAUGACUUGUCUAUUGAAGAGGAGGUUCUGAUGGAGUCUGAGCAAAUGGAAUCCCAGAAAGAGGUUCUUCUGGACCCCAGCAGUGGCCAUUUUGUUUCGGAUGACAACAGCAUCGGAGAGUACCUGGCUAAUAAUAAAAACGUAGUGCUUGAGGAUAGUGACAGCUCUGGCUCCUCUACAGAUUCUCUCAUUGGAGUGGACGACGAGAUGGGAGACCCAGACUUUGAGCCAGAACCCAAACCCAACCCCAAAUCAACUCCUGUGAAAACCAUCAUGGAACGCCCUCGUCCUGUGAGCAUGAAAACUAUUCCACGAAAACCCACACCAGCGCAGAGAAAAAUCAUCAGGGUGUCCAUACCCUCUGGACCUGCUCUGCCUCUGAAUGUAGCCUUCUCUUCGCCACCCAUCGCUGUUCGAACCAUUCCAAGGACAGUCACCUCCACCGCCUCCCUGACCCCAUUUGUAAUGAAUGGCAUGAACUCUAUACCCUUACAGACAGGGGCCACUACGGGGAGAGCUAUCGCUAUCCGCCUGGCCACACCAAGACAAGCAGCUCAGCAGCAGCUGACUGCCACUAUUCAGUCUGCCUCCAACUCAGCCCCGUCUCCACAGGUUCUGCUAGUCAACCGUCAAGGUCAGAUUCUGAUGAAAGAUCCAAACACUAACACCUUCCAGACGGUCAGCACCAGCUCCCCAUCCUAUAGCCGCAUCAGCCAGAUAGCCAAGAUUAUCCACAGCAGUGGUGCACUGCCCCGCGCGAUUCCCCAGAUGGUGGUAUUACCCGCUACAUCUACACCCUCGCCACGGACAGCCGUCUUCCAUAGUUCAAAUCUCAUCACUAGUAGCAGAAACAACAACAACACCACCACACCAACCACCGUCUCUAACAGAAACACCACACCAGCAACCACCACCAAUCUCCUGAUCAGGACCCCACAGAGUUUGCAUGAUGGGCGAGUGCUGGUCCGAGCCAUGCCCAUGACGCAUGGAGCGAAACAAGUGAGGGUCAAGUGCGUCUCUGUGCCCAGCUCUCCAAUGAUGACAGGCAACCAGGCCCAAGCUAUCUUAGACAGAGCCAUGGCUUCUCAUCGUGAGCCCUCUCGGAUACGGCCUAAUAUCCUCAGGGUGAGCCCGUCCCAGCUGAGCCCAUCCCACUUCCAAGUCCACCCGUUCCUCAACAAGCCUCAGUCCCCUCUAGCCAUCUCAGACACACCUGGUCAAAUGCUCCGCCACGAGCCGCCCACCGCACCCGAGUCUCAGGUCCGUGUCAAAAGAGUGUCCUUCGUCGCAGAGCGUCCCGGCAAGAAGAAAUGUAAAACUGAUUUCCUCCCGCAGUCACCCUCUAGUGAACUUGAUGACCUAGAUGGCAGCAGAAAUUGUGGCGUUAGAACUAAAGCCCCAACAAUGAAAGAUGUGCUGGAUCUGGACCAGGAGAAAGUUGAGCCCAAGGUCAUCCUACCAACAGAACCUGAGAAGAUCAGACCACCUCUCAUACCUCAGAUGGCAUGUCAGCCCAACCGCACUCUACGUCCACCCAGCAGCAGCACCACCACUCAGAGUAGCAGUAAUAUCCAUGGGAAAACCCACGUCUGGGUCAGUGCCCGCCAUGGAGAUCUCUCUGACUGGGGCCCCUACUCAGGUUUCAGCUCUGACGAGGACACGUCGCCACCUAAACAGGACAAGACCAGGUUUGUCCACAGGAACCAGCCCCACCUGCGCUUUGAGAUCACCAGUGACGACGGCUUCCAUGUACAGGCAGACAGCAUAGAGGUGGCGUGGCGAGCGGUGAUCGACGGCGUCCUGGAGGCCCGAGCAGGGUUCCAUCUGAAGGCGUUACCCCUGGGCGGGGUGAUCGGGGCGCGGGUUCUGGGCCUGCUCCACGACGCUGUCAUCUUCCUACUGGAGCAGCUACAGGGUGCCGCCAGCUGUAAACAACACCGCUUCCGCUUCCACCACUCUGAUACCCCUGACGACGAGCUGCCCAUCAACCCCAGCGGUUGCGCCCGCGCUGAGGUCUACACGCGGAAGUCAACCUUCGACAUGUUCAACUUCUUGGCGUCUCAACACAGACAGCUGCCUGACAUCAUGUCGAUGCCAUGUGAGGAGGAGGACGAUGACGUCCUACUGAAAUCCACCAGACGAGCCACCAGCACAGAGCUUCCCAUGGCCAUGCGCUUCAGACACCUGGAGAAGACCUCCAAGGAAGCAGUGGGGGUUUACAGGUCUGAAAUUCACGGACGUGGUCUGUUCUGCAAGAGGAACAUUGAGGCAGGGGAGAUGGUGAUCGAGUACGCAGGCAAUGUCAUCCGUGCGGUUCUCACAGACAAGAGAGAGAAAUACUAUGACAGCAAGGGUAUCGGCUGUUACAUGUUCCGCAUUGAUGACUUUGAUGUGGUUGACGCCACCAUGCACGGCAACGCCGCCCGUUUCAUCAACCACUCAUGCGAGCCCAACUGCUACUCGCGUGUCAUCCUCGUCGACAGCCACAAGCACAUAGUCAUCUUCGCCCUGCGUAAGAUCUACCGCGGCGAGGAGCUCACCUACGACUACAAGUUCCCCAUCGAGGACGACAGCAGCAAGCUGCACUGCAACUGUGCCGCCAGGCGCUGCCGCCGCUUCCUCAACUAGAAGACCAACCUAGCAAACAGAUUAAUGUUGGAGUACUUGAAUUCUUCAAGGGAGACUGGGAGACGCAAUGACGUGGUCAUAAGGGUGGCGUUACCGAUAAGUACUGACGAAUCGGAACCUCCGAUUCGGAACCCUCCGUAGAUAGUUUACUUUAAAGACGGACUGAUAUGACACUUUUUAAUUUAAAGACAGACUGGUGGACAUAUCCCGGAGUAGGUUUUCCUAAAUUCUAUGGUGUACCGCUACAGGCAUCUAUUCUAGGCCUGCAAAGAAACCCAGUUGAUUCAGACCUCAGUACUUUAGGCCACUGGUGACAUUACACCAUCUCAUGGGCCACUCGCUUGGUUUGUCUACGUUCUUGAAUCAGUUGCCAAUGGCCUCUGCUGAAAAUGAGGGUAAAUAUUCCACAGUUGCUUAUCACUUAGACCAGAGAUGGGGUUGAUCAUUUCAGUUUGUCAUCAUUCAGAUUACUCUGUUUUAAGAGGAAUUCCAUGUUAUUGUACUGUAGCUAUGACAGUACAAGGCUACACUCGAGUUGAGGAGAAUACGAUUUUAGCACCUUAUUUUCAAUGGCCAUAAGCGUGAGCAUUGCUGUACUUAAAAUAAAAAAAGCCUGUUUUGUUUUUUUACUUUGACCCUAGCCACCUCCAGUAUACAUUUUAGAGCAGCUAUAUUUUAAUUGCCCAUGUCGAUAUUAUGGAGACCAUUAUAACAGAAUGUGUCCCAAAUGACACCCUGUUCCAUAUAUAGUGCACUACUUUAGAACAGGGCCAAUGGGGAAUGGGGUGACAUUUAGGACAUGGCCAGAGACUCUUAUGAGCAGGUUCAGGUUGUUGUUCCUUUUGUUGUACUUAUAUGAAGGUGCUGUUCAACUACCCUAAAGGAUACUUUCACUUAUGGUUUUAAUAAAGGUAGACUCAGUGACGUUGCUACGAUCACCACUGCAGAUAUUGAGAUGCAAGACUUCGAUUUCACACAGUCACACACACAGUAUGUGCGUACGGGUUAGAUUCACGCUGUUACAGCGUGGUAGCCAGGGCACAAAAACAGCGGAGACGUUGAGCCUCACGCUUCAACGCUCUUAGUUGGAAAUUGACCCACUAUGCUGUUUACUUUCUGCAACUCCGUCAUAUCGCUGAGUCUACCUUUUAAACUGGUUCUCCACUAAUUUCUCCCAUGUACUUGAAAUUAGAAUUUAAUUUCUGUGAAAACAUAUCUUGUUGCACCCCUCUAGAAAGAAAUAAUGAAAGAUGUUUUUAGUCUGCCAGGUAUACUUUUUUCCCCCACUAUUGUUUUUGUGCCGUUUUGUUCUUGAUUAUCCAGACUUUAAUACUGGGGAAUGUAAUCUGGUUUGAGGUGAUGAUAAAAACUGCUUUGAUAAGUCAACUAUAAUUUUACAACCCAAUUUGUAUAUGUAUUCAUGUAUAUUCAUAUACAUGUAUAAUCAAAAUGCUAAUGAGAAAAAAUGUGGUGAUGUCAAAUAUUAACCUGGUUUAUAUUCGGUAGUGAACACCCACUAAUUUUAAACGGGCAUGAAGCUUACAGUACAAUACCUGGUCGUAGCCUAUGCUCAAAUUGUCGUCCUUUACCCUUCUGUGUGUUCCUCUUCUACUUACCUAACAGUGACCAAUCCUCUCCCCUGUCUCUCACAGGUAUAUUACCUCAAGACAAGAGAAGAUAAUGUUUGGGCUCUCUUACAAUAACUACUUCAGCCAGUGCUUGAGGUAUUGGAACUCUUUUUCUGUUUGUUCUUGCCCCAGUCAAGCACUGACUGUAGUAAACUACGUAGAAUGCAUGGCCAAUAGAGCCUUUCAUUCUAAGUGGUAUGCUAGUAUGGAUAUUGUAACUUGCUCUUGGUUUCCAACUCAUGCUGUGCAACCCCAUUUUAGGGCACUGAGCUGGCAGUGCAUGCAACAAAGGACACAAUCGACAUGUUUUGGGUUUGGAAGGGUCUCUACCCCAGAGUACUGAAUAAAUGCAGUGUGUUGCCGUAGGACUGUUUAUUUCACUGCGUAUUGAAUGAACAUUGUUCUGUUACCUUGACUUUGUCUGUACAUAGUUGUAUAAAAAAAUUCUAAACCUGUUUAUUUUUUUCUAAGCACUUUUUUUUAUUUAUGAUAUACUUGGCUUAAUAAAGAUGUUGAAAUGUU